This is a messenger RNA of Ostrea edulis (European flat oyster), 2631 nucleotides long. Its product is annotated as sodium-dependent lysophosphatidylcholine symporter 1-like. The record is from RefSeq and is a predicted model, not a curated record. Gene Ontology annotation, biological process: ubiquitin-dependent protein catabolic process; carbohydrate transport. The coding region runs from base 104 to 2392 and encodes 762 amino acids. The transcript is spliced from 24 exons. Lineage: Eukaryota; Metazoa; Mollusca; Bivalvia; Ostreida; Ostreidae. Gene Ontology annotation, molecular function: symporter activity. Gene Ontology annotation, cellular component: membrane.
GUCACUAUAAGUAUGAUUCAGCCAUCACUAUAUGUAAGUUGUGUGUUACAGAAGAGUCAUUGUGGAGAGAUCUUUGAAGCCAUGCAGUACUGCUCCUUGGACAAUGUACAGACAACACAAUAAGAUGCACGAGGACAUGGAGUCAGGCCUGACAGAGGGAUUGUGGGAAAAGUCACAUGGACUUCCUAUUUGGAGGAAAAUCUGUUUUGCCAUCGGUGGUGCCCCCUAUCAAAUCACAAGCACUGUUCUAGGGUUCUUCAUGAGUAUCUUUCUCUUGGAGGUAGCACAGGUUCAACCUGCCUAUGUGUCAGUCAUUGUUUUUGGAGGCAAGCUGUGGUACGCUAUGACUGAUCCAAUUUGUGGUUACCUUGUCAACCAGACAACACAUACCUCCCUGGGCAAGUACAGACCAUGGAUUUUGCUGACAACCCCAUUUGCCUGCAUCACCUACCUCUGUUUCUGGUUGGUACCAGAUUACAGUGAAGAGGGCAAACUGGUCUGGUACCUGACAUUCUACUGUCUGUUUCAGGGAUUCCUCUCUGGGGUACAUGUGCCCUACACAUCUAUGACAAUGAGUAUCAGCGACAGCCAAAAGGAAAGAGACUCCAUUACUGCCUACAGAAUGGUUGCCGAGGCUAUUGGGGUUAUGAUGGGGGUCAUCAUUCAAGGUCAUUUCAUCAAAAAGCACAGAACAGCUGGAGUAUGCAACAAAGCUUCAAAGUCAUUAAAUAUCACCAUGACAACCAAGGACAACUUAAUACACCAGAUCAGUUCAUACCAUGAUGCAUCAGUGACUAUAGUCAGUAUUUAUGUAAUCUGCAUUCUUGUCUGUUUCUGUGGAACAAAGGAACAAAGAGUCAAACAAGUGUCACCAGGAGAGGGAUUUUUUGUGGGAUUACGAAAAGUGUUGUUUUUCCGACCAUACUUGAAGCUCUCAAUGGCCGUCCUGUUUUUGUCUGUUGCCAUCUCAAUAACUCAAGGAAGCCUGGCUCUGUUUUGUACCCAUACUCUGGGCAUGGGUCAAUAUUUCUCCACCUUCAUCACCAUCAUCAUGGCUUCCACUAUCUGCAGUCUGCCAGUCUGGCAUUUCAUACAAGUGAGGAUAGGAAAGAGGAGAACAUUUGCUGCCGGUAUGUUGUUGUUUAUCCCAGUCCUGCUGUCUCAGUUGUUUCUCCACGACAGUUUCUUUGCCUAUACAAUCGUCCUUGUGUUUGCUGGACUGAGCAUUGCAGUUUCUCUACUUCUACCAUGGUCUAUGUUGCCUGAUGUCAUUGACGAUUUCUACGUUACACAUGGAGAACACAAAGAUGCCAUAUUUUACUCCUUUUAUGUCUUCUUUAACAAGUUAGCCACAGGGGUGGCAGUGGCCACCUCUCAGUUGGCUCUGAAGUAUGGUGGCUACAGAGUGGGAGACUGUGAACAGCCACCUGGCGUGGGGCAGGCCCUGAGGUACCUCAUGAUUCCUGGCCCCAUUACUGCUGUAGUUAUUGCUCUUUUUGGAUUUGGGCAGAUAUUCCCUGAGAUGGGUAGGAGUUUUAACAUGACGUACCGCUGCUAUUCUGUAACCAUGCUAGGAGAGAGGGAUGACGUAGAACGAGGAGGGAAAAUAAUUAUGCCUCCAUCAGCUUUAGACCAACUCACACGACUACACAUUCAAUAUCCAAUGCUGUUUAAGUUGACCAACAAGAAAAAAAAUCGGGAAACUCACUGUGGUGUCCUAGAGUUUGUCGCAGAUGAAGGACGGAUCUACAUACCCUACUGGAUGAUGACUAACCUGUUGUUAACAGAGGGAGACUUGAUUCAGGUGGAGAAUGUUUCAUUGAAAGUUGCCACAUUUGCCAGAUUUCAACCACAGUCUGUGGAUUUCCUUGAUAUUACAAACCCUAAAGCAGUGUUAGAGAAUAUGCUUCGGAGUUUUGCAUGCCUGACGACAGAUGAUGUCAUAUCUAUCAAAUACAAUGAAAGAAAUUACGAUAUGUUGGUGCUGGAGACCAAACCAGACCGGGCUGUUUCAAUCAUUGAGUGUGAUAUGAAUGUGGACUUUGCUCCUCCUGUGGGAUAUAAAGAACCCCAGGCACAGAGAAGAGCACAAAAUGAGGAAGAAAUGGCAUCAGCUGAAGUGGAUGACAUGGAUGUUACAGACUCCUCAUUUAAGGUGUUUGGUGGAGCAGGAAACAGACUAGAUGGAAAGAAAAAAGGCACAGAGCCAUCUCCAGUACAAGCUAACACGUCAGCUCCGAAAAGGGGAAUACCAGACUAUGGGUAUACGAAGGGCACAAUCAAAUUCAUCAGAACCCAGCGACAGGUCAACAAUGAAACAUUGGAGGAGGAGAAAUCUUUUGAAGCAUUUUCUGGUGCUGGUCAGUCUCUCAGGAAGAAGGGAAGAAAGUGAUGUUGCUAUGUUAACACCCGCUCGUUUUUGGUAUUAAUGGUUCAGUGUAUGUGACAUUGUAUGCAGUCUGACUAUUGAUUGAUGGGGAUGAAAGUUGCAUAAUUUCACAGCAGGCAAUAUUCAUUUUGAUACAUAUUUAUUGUUGCUGUGCUCAUCAGCACAUCAUGUUGUACAUAUAAGUUAAUGUUGGAGUUCAGUGAUAUAUGAAUGUACAAGUAAGUAAAUUCUGGAAAUCACUA